This is a messenger RNA of Rattus norvegicus (Norway rat), 1755 nucleotides long. It is a transcript of the gene Alkbh5, whose product is annotated as alkB homolog 5, RNA demethylase. Gene Ontology annotation, cellular component: nucleoplasm; nuclear speck; paraspeckles. Gene Ontology annotation, biological process: mRNA destabilization; response to hypoxia; membraneless organelle assembly. NCBI's taxonomy places the organism in Eukaryota, Metazoa, Chordata, Mammalia, Rodentia, Muridae. The transcript has 4 exons. The record is from RefSeq and is marked provisional. The coding region runs from base 1 to 1188 and encodes 395 amino acids. Gene Ontology annotation, molecular function: 2-oxoglutarate-dependent dioxygenase activity; mRNA N6-methyladenosine dioxygenase activity; molecular condensate scaffold activity.
AUGGCGGCCGCCAGCGGCUACACGGACCUGCGUGAGAAGCUCAAGUCCAUGACGUCCCGGGACAACUACAAGGCAGGCAGCCGGGAGGCCGCCGCCGCUGCAGCCGCUGCUGUGGCCGCCGCCGCGGCUGCCGCGGCCGCCGCCGAGCCUUACCCGGUGUCCGGGACCACCAAACGGAAGUACCAGGAGGACUCAGACCCCGAACGCAGUGACUACGAGGAGCAUCAGUUGCAGAAGGAGGAGGAGGCGCGCAAGGUGAAGAGCGGCAUCCGGCAGAUACGUCUCUUCAGCCAGGAUGAGUGCUCCAAGAUCGAGGCCCGCAUCGACGAGGUGGUGUCCCGCGCUGAGAAGGGCCUGUACAACGAGCACACUGUGGAUCGGGCCCCCCUGCGCAACAAGUACUUCUUCGGCGAGGGCUACACGUACGGUGCCCAGCUGCAAAAGCGCGGGCCAGGCCAGGAGCGCCUCUACCCGCCAGGCGACGUCGAUGAGAUCCCGGAAUGGGUGCAUCAGCUGGUGAUCCAGAAGCUGGUGGAGCACCGCGUCAUCCCCGAGGGCUUCGUCAACAGCGCAGUCAUCAACGACUACCAGCCUGGCGGCUGCAUCGUAUCUCACGUAGACCCCAUCCACAUCUUCGAGCGCCCGAUCGUGUCCGUGUCUUUCUUUAGCGACUCGGCACUUUGCUUCGGUUGCAAGUUCCAGUUCAAGCCCAUCCGGGUGUCGGAACCUGUGCUUUCCCUGCCGGUGCGCAGGGGGAGCGUGACUGUGCUCAGUGGGUAUGCUGCUGAUGAGAUCACUCACUGCAUACGGCCUCAGGACAUCAAAGAACGCCGGGCGGUCAUCAUUCUCAGGAAGACAAGAUUAGAUGCACCACGAUUGGAAACAAAAUCCCUGAGCAGCUCCACAUUGCCACCCAGCUAUGCUUCAGAUCGUCUGUCAGGAAACACCAGAGACCCUGCGCUGAAACCCAAAAGGUCCCACCGCAAGGCAGACCCUGAUGCUGCCCAUAGGCCCCGGAUCCUGGAAAUGGACAAAGAAGAAAACCGGCGGUCUGUGCUUCUGCCCACACACCGGCGGAGAGGGAGUUUUAGCUCUGAGAACUAUUGGCGCAAGUCCUAUGAGUCCUCAGAAGAUUGCCCAGAGGCAGCCAGCAGCCCCACCCGCAAGGUGAAGAUGAGGAGACACUGAGGCCCUGUGCCCUCCUGGAACUCUGGCUAAUCCUGAUGUAGCUACCCCAUCUUCUGUUCCAUUUUGAGUGUUUUUUCUUUGUUAUUUUGGCCCUAUAUAUGUUUUCCUUGCUUUGUUGCCCAUUAAGGCUAAAGAACAGAAUUGGUGAAAGACCUGGGUUCUUAUGUUCUUGGCUUUCCUCCUUGAUGGAUAGCUUCUGUAGGGGAUCGCUCACACCAGAGUAGCCAGUAGAGAUAAUGGGGACAGCUGUCUUCAAGUGGAACUAUGUCAGGCUAAGUUCAUUGAAACACACAAAAUGUUUUGGUUACGAAAUUCUAGUUUGGGCUUUAAAUGUAAACCUAUGUAGUGUUUUAAACAAUGUCUAUUCUUUUGCCAGCCCUUUUCUUCCACUGAUGUUCAUGCUUGAAUGAGGUCUCUUGGAGCCAUGCAGGCCCUGCAUUGGGUCUGCUGCCCUACAUCUCACUUGCUGUCCAGGCUCUGGAAGCUCAUGCAAAUACCCUGUUCCCCACUGUUCAGGUUGGCUGUGUAUGGGGCUUAAACAGUGCCAGCCUCUGCCAUCCCAUUUCU